CAAUAUGUUUGGGUAAUGGUCACAAUAACGCAAUAUGCGUCAUCAAAACGGAGCUCUUAAUGAAACAUUACAUUUCAUAUCAUGCACAAUACAACAGCUUGAUCGCAUUGUGACUGUAUGCCAUGCUAGAAUUUGAUUCAGAUUCCUGUCAUAUAAGACGUUACAGCAAUAAUUAAAUGAUUUUUGGAUUCGGAUAUUUAAAUUUUUGGUAAACAUUUGACCAAUCCAAACCAUGAUGGAUGAAUCUUCAUCGAAAACAAUGGGCAUUGAAAAUUUGACCGCAAUGAAUGAAAUGAUCAAACGUAUCGAAGGUAAAGAAACAACUUUUGAUCGAAUGAAACGUUUAAAAGUUGCAUCAUCUAAUCGAGCAUUUGCCGAUUCACAAUGUAAUGGAACGAAUCAUCACGAACCGAUUGAAACUUUAUUGGAUAAAGGUACUCAUCAACCGGAACGAAUACUAGCUGUAACAACGAUGGAUGAAUUGUGUCUUUUCAUCUGUUAUUUGGUUCGAUAUACGAAUGGUCAACUUGAAUUGGUACCGAAUAAAAUUGUCCAUCGUCAUUGUCCACAGAUGGUGAUCGAUUUUCUCGAAUCAAAUCUAAUAUUUUCCAAUAAGAGUAAUUCUAAUUUACCUGCUAAUCUAUUCAGAGGUAUAGAAUUCAAAGAAUUUAACGAUAAUAGAACUAAAGAUUCAAAAGCUGCUCAAAACGACGAUUACUUGGAAGAUGAUAAUUUUUACAUGUUUGAUGAAUUAUCAAAAUGUUUCAACAUGAACAAUUUAAAGGAUAUAAUUAAACCGGGGCCAAGUAGUAGUCGGAAACAAUCCGAAACAAGUGGAAUCAAUUUUACCAAACUGGAUACCGGUUCUGAUAUUUCAACAUCACAGAUUCAUAAGUUAAGCAUUCCUGAUAACAUAUCUAAAUCUAUCGGAACCUCAAAAAGUAUGAUCAUUGAUAAACCACUUGAAAUGAUAGAUAUAAACAAUGGAGAAGAUCCCGGACAAGAAGAAAUCAGUCUAUUAGAAAGACAAGAACUUGAAUUUGUUAACAGCAUAUUUGAUCAAGAAACCAUUGAAGAAUUAGAAGAGAAUAUGAUGGAUGAAAAUGAUGAUGAUGACGAUGAUGAUGAUGAGUCUGUGUCGAUAAAUGAACAAUCUUAUAAUCAAGAACGAGAACCACCAACACCUGGUUUAAAUGAUAUAAAUGAAACACUUUUAAUGUCAUAUCAUCGUGAUUCACAAGAGGAUGAUGAAUCACUAGAAUUAUCAUCCAUAUCACCAGACAUUAUGGAUGAAUUAUUAAAAUCGAAUGAUAAUAAAUAAAAAAUGAAUGAAGAGUCAAUCAAGCGAUAAUAUCAUCGAUUAUAAUCAUGA
This is a messenger RNA of Dermatophagoides farinae (American house dust mite), 1372 nucleotides long. RefSeq lists its product as uncharacterized. Lineage: Eukaryota; Metazoa; Arthropoda; Arachnida; Sarcoptiformes; Pyroglyphidae. Gene Ontology annotation, cellular component: nucleus. The record is from RefSeq and is a predicted model, not a curated record.